Molecule: messenger RNA, 516 nt
Organism: Helobdella robusta
Lineage: Eukaryota; Metazoa; Annelida; Clitellata; Rhynchobdellida; Glossiphoniidae
Exons: 5
Coding region: 1-516 (171 amino acids)
Source: RefSeq, a predicted model, not a curated record
AUGUGGUACUUGGUAGCUUACUUGCACUGGAGUGCUACCAAUUUAAAAUUCUUGACACCUAAGUACUUGGAUUUUUACUUGAAAAUUUACAUGUACAACGUGCAAGAAAUUGGCCAAACUAACUUUCUAUCAACGACGACCUCCAUAUUAGACGUGAGUGAAGCUUCAUCAGAUUGGGGAAGAGAAUAUGAGGAUGAAGACACCUGGUUCGAAUGCCCCAUAGAUUAUCAAACAGGACCUGACACUCAUCUCUUUCCAACACGUGAUGUUGCAUUGUCCUUGAGGAUGGCCAAAUACAGAAGAUCAACAGGAAUGCAACAGUAUAGUGAUGCAGUGUUGCCAUCUUCAUCGAGACGAUCUAGUAUUAAAGCAAAACGAAGGAAUGUUCGCAAUUUAGAGAAAGAGCAAAUGAAUGCUGAAGACUUCUGGGAACUUGAUGUCCGUCAUGAUAAACCUUAUCGACAUAUGAUGACCACUAACAGGAAUGGAUGGAAUUGUCCACGACUCAGAGCGUAA